UUAAUUUUGUAUUAAAUAAUCCUGACUAGACGUGCCAUUCAGUGUAAAAUAUCGACGAAGCUAAGUUAUUAAAUUUUCUUCUGCAGGAGUUACUUAUACAAAAAUGCGUGCACCAACUAUUGUUAUAUUGUCCUUACUAAUUACUCAAGCCAAAUCGUCAGAAUCUACUGAUAGGUGUCAUACAGACAAUGAUUGUACUGGCCUGACAAAGUGUAGCUCAAAUGGAUUUUGUGUGAUUUCAAAUUUUAAGGUGGGAAUACUCGGAUUCGUCGGAGCAUUAUUAGCGUGUGCAAUUCUUGGAGCCUGUGUUUAUCUAAAUAUAAGUUAUGUGAUCCGAAAGCAUGUCCAAUAUUCCGAGAUAGCAUCGAAAAAUGUACAGCUUAAUGAACAAGAGAAAACUAAUGUUGCCUGAUUCUGAAGAGAGACUACACUAAUAACUUGUCAAAGUUCUAAAGUCAUAAAGUCAUCUGUUAUCGACGACGACAACUAUAAAUCGAUCACAUUUGACUUGUAGCUUCUAAUGUAGCAAAACGCAUAUGUAAAUUUAUGAAGUAAAAGAUUAAUU
Messenger RNA from Bradysia coprophila, 565 nucleotides. RefSeq lists its product as uncharacterized. The record is from RefSeq and is a predicted model, not a curated record. Lineage: Eukaryota; Metazoa; Arthropoda; Insecta; Diptera; Sciaridae.